AAGUAGUAUCAUGGUGGGAUGGUGGUACCACUACAAACAUGUCGUGUUGUCAUGAAGAGACACAACCCAUUACCAGCCCGAAACAGUUCUCUUACACCAGAGAUUAGAUUAGGUUUUAGUCUAUCCCAAUUCUCUCUGUCGGAAAUCCAUAUCCAUAGGGUAGUUUGUUGUUAGCAGCUGACUCUGCCCCCUUGGAUAUUCACCGGGACAACAUGCCGUCGUUAACAUCAACAACGAAUCUCUGAGUUGCGUCGUGUUGUCCCGUUAGAUUCCCUUUUUUUUUUUUUUUAUAAUUUUUCGAAUCUUCCAACGUAGCCCCUCGUUCCCACUUGAGCUACAAAGUUUCUGAAUUUCCAAUUCAAUUUUGUCUCCCGGCUGCUCAUUACUUCCAUCAAUUGCUUGUCCUGGCCCAGUUUGUUUGUUGAAGCCUAUGGAACCUGAGAAAGCCUUAGUCUUGGAAGCAAUUUCCAUGGAGGAAAUUGGGAUCCCAAUUGUCUCUGAGAAGGUUGAGAUUCUUCCUAUGACAAAGGGACUGUCUUGCAAUUCUGUAUGUGCUUUUUCCAGACAGGAACACAGUGUUUUGGCAUCUAAAGAGUCAUCAAAGUCAGCAAGGAAACUUUCUUUACUCAUAGCUUUCUAUGCUGUUGUUAUGGUUGUGGAAGUUAUAGGGGGUGUAAAAGCUCACAGUUUGUCUGUCAUCAGUGAUGCUGCUCACUUGCUUUCUGAUAUUGCUGGGUUCUCUGUCUCUCUCUUUGCAGUGUGGGCUUCGGGUUGGGCGGCGACGCCGCAUCAAUCUUUUGGGUACAAUCGUCUUGAGGUUUUGGGUGCCCUUUUAUCUGUGCAGUUUAUUUGGAUGAUAUCUGGUUAUUUGAUAUAUGAAGCUGUUGGUAGACUUCUUCACCAAAAUGAAAGGGUGAAUGGAAUGCUCAUGUUUGCAAUUGCAGCAUUUGGGUUUGUUCUUAACCUUAUCAUGGUUGUAUGGCUUGGUCAUGAUCAUCAUCAUGGCUUUGGAGGGAAUGAUCAUUGUCAUCAUCAUCAUCAUCAUCAUGGGUUUGGAGACUCAGAUCAUGGACAUGAUCAUGAUGAUCAUGGCCAUAGUCAUAGCCAUAGCAAUAGCAAUAGCAAUAGCCAUAGCCAUAGCCAUAGUCAUAGUCAGUUCUGUGGAGACUCAGAUCAUGAUCAUGGGAUGGAGGAAGUGGAGCUAGCUAAAUUGACUGAUGAGGAGGAGAACCUGAGCAUGCUUCCAGGUAGCCAGAGAAAUGUUAGUGUCUUGAACUUUAAUCUCCAAGGGGCCUAUUUGCAUGUCAUGGCUGAUAUGAUUCAAUCUAUUGGAGUGAUGAUUGGCGGAGCUGUAAUAUGGGCAAAACCAGAGUGGUUUAUAGUUGACCUUCUAUGUACUCUCUUAUUCUCUGUUUUGUCCUUAAGUACUACUGUACCCAUGCUUAGGAAUAUAUAUGGCAUUCUGACAGAGGGUGCACCUAGUGAGAUCAAUGUCAUUCAGGUAGAAAAUGGUCUUAGAAGUAUUAAGGGAGUGCUGGAUGUCCAUGACUUGCACAUUUGGGCCAUAACAGUUGGUAAAAAUGUUCUGUCUUGCCAUGUAGUAGCUGAGCCUGGCAUCAACUCUGUUGAUUUACUAGGCACCAUUAAGCAUUACUGUGAAAAAUCAUAUCAAAUACAACAUGUAACCAUUCAAAUUGAGUAAGGCUACGUUCCUUUUGCUA
Messenger RNA from Lotus japonicus, 1721 nucleotides. Its product is annotated as metal tolerance protein B-like. Bases 431 to 1702 code for a protein of 423 amino acids. The record is from RefSeq and is a predicted model, not a curated record. Gene Ontology annotation, molecular function: zinc ion transmembrane transporter activity. Gene Ontology annotation, cellular component: vacuole; plasma membrane. The transcript is spliced from 2 exons. Lineage: Eukaryota; Viridiplantae; Streptophyta; Magnoliopsida; Fabales; Fabaceae. Gene Ontology annotation, biological process: zinc ion transmembrane transport.